This is a messenger RNA of Urocitellus parryii (Arctic ground squirrel), 3718 nucleotides long. RefSeq names its product LYL1 basic helix-loop-helix family member. The record is from RefSeq and is a predicted model, not a curated record. Gene Ontology annotation, molecular function: RNA polymerase II cis-regulatory region sequence-specific DNA binding; protein dimerization activity; DNA-binding transcription factor activity, RNA polymerase II-specific. NCBI's taxonomy places the organism in Eukaryota, Metazoa, Chordata, Mammalia, Rodentia, Sciuridae. Gene Ontology annotation, biological process: regulation of transcription by RNA polymerase II.
ACACCAAAGGCUGAAGUUUCCAUGCCUCGGUUUCCCCUCGGUAUGCAUCCGGGCCCUUCCCCCAGGCUGUACGCUGGGGCCGGGGUACUCCGGUGCCUGGGGAAGCGGAAAGCCGGCCGGUGAGGGGUGACGGUGAGGGGUGACCGCCGAGUGCUGCCCGCGCCGGCCGGGGGCGGGGCCGGGAGGCGCGCGCUCGGAGAUCCCCGCCCGCCGGUUUCCUCCGGGGUCAGCCCGGCUCCUUAUCAGGCGCGGCCAGGCGGCCUGGCCCUUAUCUGAGCUGGCCCAGCAUCCUCUGGCCGCUGCGCCGGGGGUGAGAGGGAGGAAACCCGGCCGCCGGGGGCGGGGAGAGGGCGGGCCAGGCCGGGAGCCGUUCACUUUCCCUCGGGGAACCCACGCCGCCACCGGCCGCCGCGGCCUUCGGGAGCCCGGUAGGAGGCGCGGCCCAACUCCUGGGCCGACGGGGCGCCCUGGAGGGCAUUGGCUGAACCCCGACAGCGGAAACCGCAUCCUGGCCUGGACUGCCAGUCCUGCGGAGACAGAGCCCAGGCACUCACCAGGCUGCUGGAACAGCGCCGGGGUGAGCACCCCUCCUCGGGGUCCAUGUGCCCACCCCAGGCCCUGGCAGAGGUGGGCCCCACCAUGACUGAGAAGGCCGAGAUGGUCUGUGCUUCCAGCCCAGCCCCUGUCCCACCCACUAAGCCUGCCUCACCUGGGCCUCUACCCUCAGAUGAGGUGGGCCACAGAGGUGGCUCCCCAUCUAGGUUGCCCCCUGGUGUACCAGUGAUCAGCUUGGGUCAUACCAGGCCCCCAGGGGCAGCCAUGCCCACCACAGAGCUGAGUGCCCUCCGGCCCCCCUUGCUGCACCUCUCCACUCUGGGAACUACCCCGCCCACCCUGGCUCUGCAUUACCACCCUCACCCCUUCCUCAACAGCGUCUACAUUGGGCCAGCAGGACCUUUUAGCAUCUUCCCUAGCAGUCGGCUGAAGCGGAGACCAAGCCACUGUGAGCUGGACCUGGCUGAGGGGCACCAGCCCCAGAAGGUAGCACGGCGCGUGUUCACCAACAGCCGCGAGCGCUGGCGGCAGCAGAACGUUAACGGCGCCUUCGCAGAGCUCAGGAAACUGCUGCCGACUCACCCGCCCGACCGGAAGCUGAGCAAGAACGAGGUGCUCCGCCUGGCCAUGAAGUACAUCGGCUUCCUGGUGCGGCUGCUGCGCGACCAGGCAGCCGCGCUGGCUGCAGGCCCCGCCCAACCCGGGCCCCGUAAACGGCCUGCUCGCCGGAGCCCAGACGAUGGCGCCCUCCCGGGGUCCGGGCGCAAGGCCGAGGUGGCGGUGCGCUCGCAGCCCGCGCCCCUGGCAGACUCCGACAUCAACCCCAAUGGGGCAGUACGGCCCAUCAAAAUGGAGCAAGCGGCUGUGAGUCCCGAGGUGCGGUGACCCCCAUACAGCGGCGCCUCUGAGCCGUGGGUGCCACCGAAGACUCAGACCGGGACAGUGGAGGAAAGGUCUCGCUUCGCCGGCUCCCGAGCGAACUGUCAAAGAGGGACUUAGACACGACGUCCCCGAUAGGGGAGUGAUCCUGGGGGUCUGGAAGGGUGACCAUCAUCCCAAGGGGCCCCGCAGACUUUUUUCCGCCCUGUAGAUUACCCAGGAAGCGCGGUCGUCGGACCCAAGUGGUGCUCCACCUCUGCACUUGUGGGGGUACUGGGGUCGCUGUGGGGGAGGGAGGAGUCUUCCCCUUCUCACGGCGCCCCCUUCUGGAGACUCAAGAACUGACUCUCGGAUGGCGUGUGCGGCACACCUGGCGCCCGAAGAGCCAGGCAGCAUAGACACCCGGCACCUAGCCCACAGACUCGACCCGGUCCCGCACGAUCGCAUUAGCGAAGGCUCUGGAGCUCUUGCUUUUGUUUUUCUUUAUUUCUUUAUUUCACAUACACAUUAGCCAUUCAAUGGAGAAGCCGGAGAGAGUCAGGCAAAGAUGGUAUAACAGAAGCGCAGUGACGGGGGCGGGGCGGGGCGGGGCGGAGAGGGAACAGACGGGCUGGCUGCCUACUUGCAUUCCGCUAGGACACUGAAAACCCAGAAAACAAAACAGACAGUAAACUACCCUUGUUUCUUAUGUAUCUCAGUGCAGAGACGGGGGGCGGGUGGAGGGCAGAGAGGGGGAGACCAGGCUGAAGGAGGAGCAGAGGGAGGGGGACGCUAAGGGGGAAGCACACCAAAUCCAUUAGUACUAUAUAUAGAGAUACUCGUAUAUACUGCGUUUCUUAGCCUAAGAAGAAACUUGUUUGACGGGACGGGCGGCCUUUGCGGUCCGCGAUGCUGGUGCUGGUCGGGCGCACGGAUCUCCCGGGAGGGGCUGAAGCGGGGCUGGCCCAGGCUGGCUUGCGGGGUGAAGGGGGCGCCCCAAGGGUGGGUGGGAUGGGGGCAGCAGAGGUGGGGCUGGGGUGCCCCUCGGGCUCUCGAUUGGGGGACAAAAGUUCUCGUGACUUUAUUGCUCCUUAUUUUCUCUCGUGUGUGUGUGUGGGGGGGUCCGUUCAGCACGGUCGGGGUGGGGAAGUGGUGGGUCGUCUGAGCCACCCGGCCCCUCUGGGACCCAGAGCGCGGCGUCCGCUCCGCCAGCACGGGGGUGAGAACAAGGCACUAGGUCGGCCGGCCAGCGCGGGGGCGGGUGUGUAAGGCAGUCGACAGGGCUGGUUGCGGGAUGGGGCGGGGCUAUGUGCGGGGCCGUGUGCGUGCGUGCGUGCGAGCGCGGGUCUGGGCAAAUCAACAUGUCAGCGUGGCUGGUCCUGUCCUGGAGCAUCGAGCCUUCCGGGUGCUUCCCGGAGCGGGCCGGGGAAGGAGGAGUGAUGUUGAGUAGUGGUGGUGGUGAUGGUGGGGGUCACCGGGGAAGAGGUUCGGGGAGGAAACUACCAACUUGCUGAGCGCGCUCCUGAUAAUGCUGGUGAGGGUCAAGUUGGCGUCUGGCUCGAAGAAGGGCGCUCGGGGCGGAGAGGGAGGGAGGGAAGGAACAUUUGUUCGUUGGCAUUGACCUCUGCAGGGGAGGGGCUUGGGACCCCCUGCGCGCCCCUGUGCCCAGACGGCGAUGGUGCGAGGAGGGGGCGCAGUGCCCAGGGAGGGGACGCCCGGGGAGAUCCGCGGCAAGAGCAGCCCAGCCGCCGGGCGCACGCCGCUGUCCCGUUCCGUUAAACUCAACAAAGAAGGGAUAUGCGUGUUCCUAACAAGUGCAGGAUAUUUAAUUGAUUCAUAAACUUAUGUAUAAUAGUUUGUGGGUUUUUAAACGUACUUUAUAAUGUAAGAAGCACCAGGGUUUUUAUGUUUAAUUAUCUUAAAAUAAUUUCUCUCGUCCUUUUUUCCUUUUUGAUAUUGUGUUUUGUUUUGAUUUUUCAUGUCGAGGUGUUUUUUUUUUUAACUUCAAAAUGUGUACGUUUCCUUCAGCCCUCCCACCGAAACCGAGAACGAACAACAAAACAAAUAAAAACCCCAGAUCAUCCUCGUCAACGCAGGAAAAUGACUUAAAAAAAAAAAAGAAAGAAAAAGAAAAAAAAGGAAAGGAAAAAACACUCAGCUUUCGUCAUCCCCGCGCAGGGCGGGGCAGGCCUAGUUCUUUUAGCGUCCCCAGAGCCGCGAGGACAUUACAACAAAAAUAGAAUUUUUUUUUCUUAACAAUCUCUUAACAUACAAAGAUAGGAAAACUCUCUGAUGCAUUGCACUU